AGCAGAGGGAUCUCCAGCAGCUGAGGACUGAGCUGAGCUGUAGCCGGGCGGAAAACGCCGAGGGAACUACCGCGACUGUCAUUGUCGGGGCGGCGGCGUUGACUCCCCUGUAACCGGAGGAAAUGGUGUUGCUGACAAUGAUCGCCCGGGUGGCGGACGGGCUCCCGCUGGCGGCCUCCAUGCAGGAGGACGAGCAGUCUGGUCGGGAUCUUCAACAAUACCAGAGCCAGGCCAAGCAACUUUUUCGCAAAUUGAAUGAACAGUCUCCUACAAGAUGUACCUUGGAAGCAGGAGCCAUGACUUUUCACUACAUUAUUGAGCAGGGAGUGUGUUACCUGGUUUUGUGUGAAGCUGCUUUCCCCAAAAAGUUGGCAUUUGCUUACCUUGAAGAGUUGCACUCUGAAUUUGAUGAACAACAUGGAAAGAAAGUGCCCACUGUCUCCAGACCCUACUCCUUCAUUGAAUUUGAUACCUACAUUCAGAAAACCAAAAAAUUGUACAUUGAUAGCCGUGCUCGGAGGAACCUGGGCUCCAUCAACACUGAAUUACAGGAUGUACAGAGAAUCAUGGUGGCUAACAUUGAAGAAGUCUUACAGCGAGGGGAAGCACUCUCAGCAUUGGAUUCCAAAGCCAACAAUUUGUCCAGUUUGUCCAAGAAAUACCGUCAGGAUGCGAAGUAUUUGAACAUGCGUUCUACCUACGCUAAACUGGCAGCAGUUGCUGUGUUUUUUAUCAUGUUGAUAGUGUAUGUACGAUUCUGGUGGCUUUGAGCAGGUUAAUGCCAUCCCUGGCAGGGGAGAGCCUGAAACAUGGCAGGUGUAUGUUUGCAGGACGCUGAGCGCACAGAGCUGUGCAUUAGGAUUCAAAUGCAACUUGUGACUCCGGGGACCUAGAAAGAAAGGAAGUGUCCAGAAUGCCAUAGGCCACCCCUCAUUUAGUGAAGCAUAACCCUCUAAAAGAAAGUCUUGUUGGGGACUAAAGACUUUCUCUGGGUGGCAAACCAUAUGUGUUAGGGAACAGUAGACUUUUGCCCCCUCCCUGUGUUCUGAACCCUUAGGCAGCAUUGACUAAGGCAUUCCCUUUCUGGAAUGGAGCUGUCAAUGAGAUUCUCAAUAACCAACCUGUACUGGCACCAUCUUGUUCCUUCUUUUAGAGAGGGCAGCCCUAAUGGAAACUGUUGAGCGCCAAUGAAUAUUCCUCAUGUGGGUAAUGUUUGUUUUUUUCUGGAAUUUGGAUCUUCAAUGGCCACUCAAGCAAGACUCCUGUAUGUGAAGGCUGAUUUCUGUACAUAUAUUAAUGUCUUCUCCCAGCCCCCCGUGAAAAGUUAACUUUUUGUUGUUUUCCUUUUCCUUUUGCUUAUUGCACAAUUGCUUUGGGGUUAAAUGAAUAUUAAAUUGAGAUGCCUUGAAAUUAUGAUGUAUCCCCUCCCUGAUUAGGAAGGUAUCAGGCUUUUUCUAUAAUGUAAUCUUAAAACAUAAAAUUUAAACUAUUUUGGGAAGUUCUUCAUUUCCUUCCUUAAUAUCUUCCUUUUGUAUGACACGGGGAAUAUUAGUAUCUGAAAACAAUUAAUGACUAGAGGCUCAGCACACACUUGAGUUCCUCUUUUUCUUCCAUUUGUUGAGUUUUUACUCUCCCCUUCCCCAUGUAUAUUUCUAUAAUGGGGAGGGGGUGCAGAGGCAGAAAAGGUUGCUUUGAUCAACAGUCUUAAGCUUCAUGACCAACAUUUUCAGGUAUAAUCUAGAUUAUAAAAUAGAAAAUAUUCAGAUACGUAGGAAAUCAAUUUUUGGUUUCAGUUUUUCUGUUUUAUUACAAAUAUUUUUAACCAAGGAAGUCUGUAUCAGUGUUCCUCCUGUUUAUGAGUGCUUUCUAAGAAAGUUACCUUUCUAAGGAUAGAAAUCUCAUUUACUGUAUUUUUUAAUAGCUGAUAGAAUGAAAUCUGACUUCAUGUCCACUUCUCUCCCACUUCUAGAAUGAUAGAAAUAUCCUUUUACUUUUGGAGCUGGCAUUUUUGGAAUAGAGAGAAUUAGUGUGCAUAAGGACAGAGACAGGGUAAGGAAAGAUCUCAUGCAGUCUAUCUAGUACCUCCUGCCCAUAGAUUCAAUACUGUAUGAGAAAAGGUAGAACAAGAUUAAUUCGUUUCAUCCUCAGCACCUUAAAAAUUAUUUUAGCUUAAUAAAUCUAGUAGGUGUGGCUUUCUAACUACAAAGGGUCAUCCAAGGUACAAAACCCUGUUUCCUGAUUGAAAAUUGGCAGGGGAUCAGUUUCUUAUAUAAAGACGAAGAGAUUUAAUUUAUCUCUCCUAAUUUACUUAGAACCUUCUGAGAAAACCAUUCAAUAUUCUGGCCUCAGAUCAAGAUGGCUAGUUUUUUUUUUUUUUUGAAUAGUCAAAAGUUAACCUUUGUAGAUAGAAAUAGUCUCUCAAAAUCUUGUCUAUACACAGCUAAAUGUCCCAGCCAUGUAGGUCUAUGAAAAACUGAAGAUUAAACCCAAUGUGGCUUCCUAAGAUUUGGUGCCAUUCUGGAGUGGACAGUGUGGCAGCUUGAUGACAGUCAAAUGCUGCCACCUGAGGGUUAGCAGUGAAAUAAACUUCUUCUAAGAACA
Messenger RNA from Gracilinanus agilis (Agile Gracile Mouse Opossum), 2601 nucleotides. It is a transcript of the gene SEC22B, whose product is annotated as SEC22 homolog B, vesicle trafficking protein. NCBI's taxonomy places the organism in Eukaryota, Metazoa, Chordata, Mammalia, Didelphimorphia, Didelphidae. Gene Ontology annotation, molecular function: SNAP receptor activity. Gene Ontology annotation, biological process: retrograde vesicle-mediated transport, Golgi to endoplasmic reticulum; endoplasmic reticulum to Golgi vesicle-mediated transport; vesicle fusion with Golgi apparatus. The transcript has 5 exons. The record is from RefSeq and is a predicted model, not a curated record. Bases 123 to 770 code for a protein of 215 amino acids. Gene Ontology annotation, cellular component: ER to Golgi transport vesicle membrane; SNARE complex; endoplasmic reticulum-Golgi intermediate compartment.